Paramecium sonneborni is the source of this 222-nucleotide messenger RNA. The record is from the annotation of a GenBank genome assembly. Lineage: Eukaryota; Ciliophora; Oligohymenophorea; Peniculida; Parameciidae.
AUGCUCUAUUAGAAUAUGGUGGAUAAGGUUAAUACAUAAUUGGAUCUCUUCAUUAUAACUUAAAUUUAUUUUCAGGUAAAAUUUCAAUUAGAACUACUUUUGAGAACUCUAUAAUAUUUUACUAAUAGUGAUAAAGCAAAAUUUAUAUCAUUUCUAUCAAAUUGUUAAGUACCUCCAUAAUAAGAAUAUCAGAUUUCCUUACUUGAUAAACUUUGUAAUUGA